Molecule: messenger RNA, 2184 nt
Organism: Vitis vinifera (wine grape)
Lineage: Eukaryota; Viridiplantae; Streptophyta; Magnoliopsida; Vitales; Vitaceae
Exons: 13
Coding region: 396-1382 (328 amino acids)
Biological process (GO): nuclear DNA replication
Cellular component (GO): nucleus
Source: RefSeq, a predicted model, not a curated record
GAUUACUCUGCAGUGAAUAUUUUUUUUUAAUGAUAAUUUUUCAUACUUUCCUUUUGAAAUGUUAAUAGCAUGGUUUAUAGAUAUGCUUUCAGGACAUGUAGGAAGAGAAUUGAUUGGACGAGGACUUAUCGUCUUAGUAUUUCAGAAUAGUAUGGCAAAGGUUGCUACAGCUGGUCCUUUAUCUUCUGACUCUUCGUUUUGGUGGGGGUUCUGGGAAGGUGGGGGCAGGAGUUAAAAGGAAGACACCAUCGGAAUUGAGAGGAGAGCAGUUAAAGCAAAGGAACGUUAUAGAGCUUGUAGAUGAAUCUCCGGCUCCUUUGCUUGGUUCUACAAAGAACACAAUUGAGCUCAAGAAACAAGAUGCAUUCGAAGUUCCAAGAUGCAUUGACACCCGUAUGGAUGGAGUUUUUCCUGCUAAAAAGUCUAGGUUUAGGAUGCUUUCUGGAAAAGAAAAUGCUAAGGAAGAUAUUUCAGCUGCGCCAGCUGGCUGCUUGAAGAAUAUCUGUGUUUCUUUGAAUUCAGUUGUCAAGAGUCAUCCACAACUUUCAUGUCCAGAGAAUACUGUGGCUUCAGCUGCAGUUUCCAAAGAUGGUACAAGGCAAGAUUGUGAAUAUGCUGAAAAGUGCAGUCAAAGCACAUUUCGUAGUGUGGCUGAAUUAUCACUUGGUAGUGAGAGGAUAUCUGAAAUGGCUGUUGUUGAUAUGGAUAAAGCAUUAAAAGGGCUGGUUGCCUGUGAACCCCGUGCUUUUUCUGGUUUAGCUGCUGAUUCUUCUGAAAAGUUCGACAAUUUUACUUCAAUCUCUUCUGGCCAUUUCUGCUCUGAAUUUCAUAUUCCUGGGCAGAAGGCCCCACUGGAUUUUACAUUAAAAACUAAUAUGCAGAUAGUGUCUUCUUCCUCUGUGAACUGGUUUCAUAUAUUGAACAUGUCUGCUACUUACAAUGGUACAACUACACCGCAAUUUGGUUGUUCCAAGGAUCAAAAUAUUAGCUGCUCCUCUGGGAUCACUUCCACUGCCCAAAUAUUCAAUUAUAGAGCUUUGCACUCAUGGGUGCACCCUCAGUCUUCUCUACCACCUUCUGUCAUAUCAGCAUGGAACUUAUCUGCUACAGAUGGAGUGGAAACGGAUUUCUUAAUCAAACGACAACUAGCAUGGGAAGACUCAUUUCGAAGUCUCUAUUACAUGCUUAGAAAGAAUAUUUGUAAUAUCUUCUAUGUUUGUACUUCACAAUUUGUGGUGGUGUUUGCUAGUGGUGAUGGCUCAGGAGGAAAGAAACAGUUCUCUAAUGCUUAUAUCUCCCAGUCAACAAGAGGCUUAAGGUCACUGUUGAGAGAGCAUGAUGUUUGUUUCUCUAUGCCUCUUUGUCGUUCUAAAGUAGAAUAAGUCACUACUGAAGACCUGGUUGAGCUCUCAGAGAUUGAGAAACGCAAUCUGGGCCAGACUUGACGUCUUAGUUCCAUAUCUGAUGUGGAUAACAGUCCAUAGUCUUUGCUGUCUUUUAGUGGAAACAAGAAUGUGCAUGCUUUAUAUGACUUUAUGCUAAAUUAUAGAUCUUUCUUGACCUCCUUGACAAGUGUGGAUGUUCCUCUUCUGUAUUCACCUGUUCCAUUUCAAAAUGCUGCUCUUUCUGCCCAGAGGUCAGUUGCGGGGAGUUGAAGAGAGCUGAUCAUGUUGUUUUUCCUCUUAAAGGAUCCAAAAUGAAAGAUGAAGCAAAUGAAAGUGUUUCGGCUGGUCUCUCCUACAACAUUGAAAUCAAGGAUGCUUACAUUCCACCGUGGAUAAUAUCCAAUAUAUGUGCAACCAUGGGUUCUGCAAGGAGGAGCUUUGAGGUAAGGUAUGACAAAUUUUGUCACUGUGCCUAAUUAUUUUCUAUGAUUAGCCCUGAUCUCACUACAAAAAGCUGCAGUAAUGGUAGAUGAACAAAUAUAUGUAACUGGGAGCUUUGGCUUUCAGUUAUUCAUCUUACUGGAAAUCAUGUCAUUAGAUAUUAUUUUACGCACUUGUUCAUGUUUGUUGGCAUAUUGUAUAGCCAUAUAUAGAUAGCAUUACCGGCUGGCUAACAAUAAUAAGCUAACUUUAUGUGUGUGCGUGCGUGUGUGCGCACAGUUUUACAACAGAGCCGACUUCAAUUGGCCUUGUUAGAUAGUGUGCAGUUAUUUAGGUUAUUUACUUUUCCUUUUCCUUU